Molecule: messenger RNA, 1520 nt
Organism: Corticium candelabrum
Lineage: Eukaryota; Metazoa; Porifera; Homoscleromorpha; Homosclerophorida; Plakinidae
Product: collagen triple helix repeat-containing protein 1-like
Exons: 4
Coding region: 77-487 (136 amino acids)
Source: RefSeq, a predicted model, not a curated record
GCGUGCAUGUUCUCUUGCCAUAUGUGAAUGCACGUGUGAGUGGAGCGGAGCUGCCAACAGGCAACAUGAAUCGUUCAUGAUGGUUACAGAAAGCGGUUGCAACUUGCACAGAGAUUCGUAUGCUACACUAGGAGCAACCAAAAGAUCGCUCUACUCUUGGUUUAUCGAUAAGUGCUGCACAAUCAGAGUGAAACCAACGCCAACAACGCUCGUGUUUAUACGAGCCAAUCCGGCAAACUUUCAGUCUGCAUCAUCAGAUCAGGCUGUAUUCCUGAGAAAGCAACCGUGCCAGACGUUCACGUUCUCGUCAGCAUUUGAUGUUGCAGCUGUCGCCUCUCCUUGCUGUUCAGUUCUGGUGCUCAUUCAAGUCAUUGCUACUUCUGGUGGUCAAAGUGUGUCAGAUGACAGAAAUCAGCAGACGUGUGCAUCUGCUGGAUUUCCCGGAUUUCCCGGAUUACCAGGACGAGAUGGAAGAAACGGAGAAUAGGGGUGAAAGGAGAGUGAGGAUUAGAUGGAGAUGUCGGUGGUAAGGUAAAGGCAAUGCUGGGAAAAUUGGUCCGCAAGGCUCACAAGGUCCACAUGGUCCACGAGGUAUACACGGUCGACAUGGUCCACGAGGCCCACAAGGGACAAGAGGAGAACAAGGAAGGAAAGGAGAGAAAGGAGAAGCUGCCAAACUCAACUGGAAACAGUGUGCGGGAGAGAAAUGAAGGGAAGGACGUUGGACUCAUUCAGGUUAUUCUAACUUAAUUUGUAAUUGUAAUUGUUGACAUGUUUCUGCUUUUAUUCCAACAGGACUGUAAUUUUAAGAAAUAUCACAGCAAUUCAGCUCUACGUGUUGCAUAUGCAGGGGCUCUCAGGGUUUACUGCAGUAGUGGUCGAUGCUGUUCUCGAUGGUAUUUUACGUUCAAUGGUAACAAGUGCAGUGGACCUAUGACCAUUGAAGGGGUUGUGCAUGGUAGUUCUGCUGAUGAUGACCCUCAUCGUCACAGACAGAUUGAGGGAUACUGUGAGAACAUUUCAGCAGGUCAAGUCACAAUUGGAAUUAACAUUGGAAAUGUUAUAAGAAGUUCUCAUUGACACAUGAUGGCUACACAGGAUGGCAUUCGGUAUCUCGCAUUAUGAUUGAAGAAGUUCCUACAUCACGAAAGUGACUGAAUUAGAGAGGAACAAGAACUUGCGUUCAGUAUAGUUUGUAGUAUGUUCAGAAUGAAGUAGCUGAAGUAGGAGGCUGGAUGGUGCAUGUGUACAUCUCUCGUUACUACAUGUGAGUGUGCGUACAAUUGCAACAAUGUAUGUAGUCAACAGCAGUGUGUACUGUACCUGCCAAUCGCUCACUCUGGUUGAUGGAUGGGCCCAAACGAACCUUAGCCCCGUAUAAUUGUAUUAGUCAAUAAACUAUAGUAAUAGAUACUAUAAUCUCCAACAGUGUCAACAUAACCAGUGUUACCACUAUACUUCAACUAUACACUAUAUCAUUCUCAACUGUAAUUACUUUAUCCCACUAUCCAUAACCAAUU